AUGUCUUCCAGCCAGAAUCAGUUCCUCAUCCUCUCUCCUGAGAUCCGGUCCGCGACCGUCCCGGCUGCGACGGCUCCGCGAUUCCUCUCCCUCGCGCCGGACGUGUCGGACUCGCACCCCCGCGCCCAGCGCACCCGCGCCGACAGCGACGCCUCCUCGUCGACCGCGUCGGCCAGCAGCCCGACGCUCUCGGCCGUGGACGCCGCCGUGCCCGUCGCCAACACGCGCGUCCUCAAGCUCAGCCCGGUGCACUGGGGCGCGCACGUCGAGGACCACCAGGCCGACUACCACGACCUGGUCCAGUCUGAGUGA
Molecule: messenger RNA, 312 nt
Organism: Cordyceps fumosorosea ARSEF 2679
Lineage: Eukaryota; Fungi; Ascomycota; Sordariomycetes; Hypocreales; Cordycipitaceae
Exons: 1
Coding region: 1-312 (103 amino acids)
Source: RefSeq, a predicted model, not a curated record